Molecule: messenger RNA, 864 nt
Organism: Plasmodium malariae
Lineage: Eukaryota; Apicomplexa; Aconoidasida; Haemosporida; Plasmodiidae
Product: fam-l protein
Exons: 2
Coding region: 1-864 (287 amino acids)
Source: RefSeq, a predicted model, not a curated record
AUGGAAAAAAACGUUAUGUCAUUCAUAUUUUUUAAAAUUGCUGCGUUUGUACUAUUAAACUGGACAUUCCAUUUUAACAUUUAUCUAAGCACGCUUAACGAAUUUUUGGGUGAUAAAUAUGACCGUGCUAGCAAAUUAGAUAGAAGAUAUUAUCGAUUUCUAGCAAAAUAUAGAGAAAUGAAUUCAUGUAUAUCAGGAUUAGAACAAGAGAUACCAAAUAAACAAAUCAAGGAAAGAAAAUAUAUAUCUAAUAAUGAAAUGGGUACCCUAAGAAAAAAGAAGCUGCUAUGUAAAAACCCAUCAAAGUAUAUGGGAGGUCAUAAACGAACUAUGAAUUAUAAAUAUAAUAUAUUUGAAACAAAGAAAUAUUCCUACUUUGAAAAAAAAAUAUUUAAAGAACUUGAUUAUGAAAAUUUUCUUAAAAACAGCAAGACGAUUAGUAAUAAGAUUUACAAAAAAAUAAUGAUCAGAAAAUAUGGAUUACGAAUUGCUACACCUUUAAUAUUGCUCUUAUUAUUAACAAUGUCCCUCAUAUUAGAUAUAACUUGUAACAUGGGCCUUAUAAAAGGAUGGUUUGAGGUGCUGAAUCUGCUUCCUAUAGGUAAAUGGUACAUGCAUUUAGAUAAUUUGUUGCGUAAUUCCCCUAUAAAACAGUUUUUUCAGUCUAUGAAAGAACUUAAAGAUGUAUUAAUUUAUAAAGGACGUACAGAUAAGAGUAAUGGAUAUAUUUAUGUCAGUAGUUUUUUAGGUCUUUUUAUAUAUGUCAUACCUUUCAUUAUAUUGGGUAUCACGGUCAUAUCAGGGAUUGUAUAUUACCAUAAGAAAGUUAAAAAGUAUGAAAAAAUUAAGUUCACAAAAAGAUAA